This is a messenger RNA of Dictyostelium discoideum AX4, 618 nucleotides long. RefSeq names its product Rho GTPase (gene racJ). NCBI's taxonomy places the organism in Eukaryota, Evosea, Eumycetozoa, Dictyosteliales, Dictyosteliaceae. Bases 1 to 618 code for a protein of 205 amino acids. Gene Ontology annotation, cellular component: plasma membrane. The record is from RefSeq and is a predicted model, not a curated record. The transcript is spliced from 2 exons. Gene Ontology annotation, molecular function: GTPase activity; GTP binding; G protein activity.
AUGGAAAGAAAUUUUAAUAAUUUUUUAGUUAAAAUAUUUUGUCUUGGAGAUGAUGGAGUUGGUAAAUCAUGUGUAAUGAACUCUUAUUCAAGUGGUGGACCUUUAACAUCUCUUUUCCAAGGUUCAGAAUUAACAUGGACCGAUUAUACAGUAUCAGUAACACAUAAUCAAAAACCAUUAAAAUUAAGAUUAGUUAUUGGUGAUCAAAAUGAAUUAAGAAGAAUAAAACAAAUUGAAUUUAAUGAUGUUUUUUUAAUUUGUUUUUCAGUUGAUUCAAAGGCAUCAUAUGAUAAUAUUGAAAAAUGGAAUACAGAAAUUAGAAAAAUCCUGCCAACUCCAAAUAUAAUAUUAGUUGGUACAAAGAUUGAUUUAAGAAAAGAAGGUGGAGAACUUAAAAAAUCAAUUGUGACACAAGAAAUGGGAAUUGAAAAAGCAAAAGAAAUAAAUGCAAUAAAAUAUAUGGAGUGUUCAACAGCAACCUACGAAGGAGUUAAAGAAGUUUUCGACGAAAGUAUAAAUAUCUACAUGACAAAAAAGCUUUAUAUCCAAGAUUUAAGAAAAAAAAGUUUUUUAAUUCCAAAGAAAAAUACAAACAAAAAAUCCUGUAAAACCCAAUAA